GACUAGUCAAGAUGAAGAUGCCCUCGUUAGGUUGGGCCUAUAUGAGGAGACACCUCCUCGGGAACUCAUCGAAACACUAAUGAACAUAUACUUCGCCAGAAUCCAUCAGGUAACACCCCUGCUACAUCGCCAGAGAUUCAUGGCACCCCUCUUCCUGCCGGACCAUAUGAAGCCUCCAAUGUGUCUUCAAUACAUCGUCAUGGCCUCUGCCGCUGAGACAUCCGACGCCUACCGCCACCUGGGCAUGAUAUUCUACAAGCGUGCCAUAAAAUAUCUUCAAAGUGACGAUUUAGGUGACCUCAGUGAAAGCUCAAUAUCUCUAGGACAUGUACAAGCUCGGGCUCUAAUAUCGUGCUUCGAAGCCGAGCACUCUAUGUUUUCAAAGGCUUCUAUAACACUUUGUUCUGCCAUUAGAGCUGCACAGAUGCUAAACCUGCAUCAAGUUGACAUAACCAGACCGGAUAGGGGCCAACAUGUUGACUGGAUAGAAGUUGAAGAACGACGUCGCACAUGGUGGACCAUAUUCUGCUAUGAUCGGUUUACUUGUGCUACGACUGGAUGGCCGGCGCUUAUAUAUGACCAGAAUAUCGGAACUCGACUUCCAGCCUCAGAGGAAGCUUAUACGAACGGUCAGGAAGAGCACACGCGCUUCCUAGGAGACCAAUUACUCGAGUCUGAACCACACUCUACAUUUGCGGGAGCAGUGCUUGCAGCACACAUCUUCCACCGCACUAUAGAACAUACUGGAACGAAUAACAGCCAGGAUCAAGAGUCUCAGGACUUCAAAGGAGACCUGUACUGGCAGAGACAUAAAAGCAUUGACAAUGAUCUCAAGUUCAUGUUAUUGAUGCUGCCAAAGAAUCUGUGUCUUCCUGCCAACUACAGGACUCACAACGCCAUUUUUGUCAACGUCAUGUUACAAACGGCCACUAUCUGCCUUCAUCGAGCAGCUUUGUGGAGGAUGAAGUCGAAUUUACAGGGGCUACCGAGUUACCUGAUCCGACUAUCUCAAGAUCGGUUGCUUCCAGCAGCGGAAGAGAUACUCACCAUUUUUAGAAUGAUACCCGAUCUUGGUGCGACUUUUACUAACCCCCUUAUUUGUUUUGCUGCAUAUAUGGCUGCUCUAGUAUUUAUGGCAAGCACAUCUCCGACAGACCCUGAUGGAGAACAUGGGCAGAAUCUAGACUUCAUACUCAAGAUCUUGGUUGCUUUUGGUAAUACAAAUCUCGUUGCUAAUGCCUUGGCGAAUGAAAUUGUCAAGGAAAUGAAGCAAUGCGGUAUCACAUCUCGUUCCAUGAACAAGGUUGGAUACCAAGGCUCUUUUCUGGCUAUACCGACACUUACAAUACAUCCUAGGUCAAAUUACAAGAGACGCCACUAG
Molecule: messenger RNA, 1381 nt
Organism: Fusarium oxysporum Fo47
Lineage: Eukaryota; Fungi; Ascomycota; Sordariomycetes; Hypocreales; Nectriaceae
Product: transcription factor domain-containing protein
Exons: 4
Coding region: 80-1381 (433 amino acids)
Biological process (GO): DNA-templated transcription
Cellular component (GO): nucleus
Molecular function (GO): zinc ion binding; DNA binding
Source: RefSeq, a predicted model, not a curated record